AGAGAAUUAAAAUCUUAUUUCCAUGUUCACUCUCUCACAACCUCCAAACUCGAAGUGCGCGUAUUUUGUAGAUUCAAAUUCUCAAACCCAAAACUCCUCCAAAACCAAACCUUCACCCAAACCCCACAAUUUUCUCCAAUUUCUUCAACAAUGGCGGAAUUAAAAGACCCCAAGAACAACAAACCCAAACCGAUUCUUCAACCAAGAAAAAAGAGAAAAACGACCCAAGAAGAACCAGACCAAGACCAAGAAUCACUCCCCGACAUUGAAGAUUUAUUCAAUAACCAAGAAACCCAGAAAAUCAGAGACUCACUCCUCCAAUGGUACGACAAAAACCAGAGAGUAUUACCAUGGAGAAAACCAAAAACAACAGACCCAUCUCAAGCAAACGAAGAAGACAAAGAAAAGAGAGCUUAUGGGGUUUGGGUAUCUGAGAUAAUGCUGCAACAAACAAGGGUUCAGACUGUCAUUGAUUACUAUAACCGUUGGAUGUUAAAAUGGCCCACUCUUGGUCAUUUAGCUCAGGCUUCUCUUGAGGAGGUGAAUGAGAUGUGGGCUGGUUUAGGGUAUUAUAGGCGCGCUCGUUUUUUGUUAGAGGGAGCUAAAAUGAUCAAUUGCCGGGAAGACGGAUUUCCAAAUACGGUGUCUUCCUUGAAGAAGGUUCCAGGAAUAGGAGAUUAUACAGCUGGUGCAAUUGCUUCUAUAUCAUUUAAUGAAGUCGUGCCCGUUGUCGAUGGAAAUGUAAUAAGAGUGCUGACUAGGUUGAAGGCCAUUUCUGCAAAUCCAAAAGAUUCUACGACUCUCAAGAACUUAUGGAAAUUAGCAGCACGACUAGUUGAUCCAUUUCGUCCUGGUGAUUUCAAUCAGUCUCUGAUGGAACUCGGUGCAACAGUGUGCACUCCAUCAAAUCCAAACUGCGCUUUAUGUCCCGUUUCCAGCGAAUGCCGUGCACUUUCAAUUUCCAAUCUGGACAAAUCAGUUUUGGUUACAGACUAUCCUAUGAAGGUUGCAAAGGUGAAACAAAGACAUGACUUUUGUGCGGUUUGUGUGGUGGAGGUAUUUGGAACCCAAGGUUCGGUUGAAGAUGAGCAAACUGAUAGCAGAUUUCUUCUUGUAAAGAGGCCAGAUGAUGGUCUGCUCGCUGGUCUUUGGGAGUUCCCGACUUGCAUGUUGGACAAAGAAGUUGAUUUAUCGAAAAGGAGAAAAGAAAUCGAUCACUUUCUAAAACAAUCAUUCAAACUUGACCCGGGAAAGACGUUUAGCAUAGUUCUGAGAGAAGAUAUUGGAGAAUUUGUUCACAUUUUCAGUCACAUCCGUCUCAAGGUUUACGUGGACUUCCUCGUAAUACGUCUUACAGGCGGGAUGAGUCGAAAUUUUUAUAAGCAAGAAAAAGAAGCUAUGAAUUGGAAAUGUGUGGACAAGAAGACCCUUUCAACUUUGGGAUUGACUUCAGGAGUAAGAAAGGUCUACACAAUGGUUGAGAAGUUUAAACAGAAGAAAUUGUCAACUGAUUCUGCUCCAGCAAGAAAAAGAAUUAACUCCAGGAAAGUUAGCCCCAGAGCAUCCCCUACCGAUCGGGUAUGAUGAUUCAUGGGCUGGGCUUCAGUGGAUUGCGAGUCACUCCAACGGGCUGGGACCUGAUCCGUGGCUCAACGAGCACG
This is a messenger RNA of Mercurialis annua (annual mercury), 1661 nucleotides long. RefSeq names its product adenine DNA glycosylase. The record is from RefSeq and is a predicted model, not a curated record. The coding region runs from base 151 to 1584 and encodes 477 amino acids. Gene Ontology annotation, cellular component: nucleus. NCBI's taxonomy places the organism in Eukaryota, Viridiplantae, Streptophyta, Magnoliopsida, Malpighiales, Euphorbiaceae. Gene Ontology annotation, biological process: mismatch repair; base-excision repair. The transcript is spliced from 8 exons. Gene Ontology annotation, molecular function: purine-specific mismatch base pair DNA N-glycosylase activity; 8-oxo-7,8-dihydroguanine DNA N-glycosylase activity; adenine/guanine mispair binding.